GGUUCAGUAUUUGUCUUUGUUCUUCACAUUCAACACAGCAACGCUCGAGUGAGUGAUAGAGCAUUGUGUGUCUUUGGCCAUGGCGUCAUCAUUAUCAGCUCAAUUGCUUCAAUGUCAGAACUCACUGCCUCUUUGUCAUUUCCAGGGUAACUUUAGCCAACAUGUGUCUAAGGUUCGGAGGCCACAUGUGGUCUGUUACAGUACCAGAUCACAGCUUGGUUACAGUAAAGCAUUGGCAUCAAAAUCACAUUAUGCAUUUAGGUUUUCUGUUACGCGACAAUCUGAAGCAAGAUCAACUAGAUAUAGGAGAAUGACAUGCGUCAGUGCUACAGAUAAUGAGGUUCUAGAGCUGCAAGCCAAAGUGACAACCAAGUGUUUCUUUGAUAUAGAAGUUGGGGGUGAAACGGUCGGCAGGAUCGUUUUGGGCGUAUUUGGAGAAGUUGUUCCUAAAACAGCUGAAAAUUUCCGCGCUCUGUGCACAGGGGAGAAAGGAUACGGAUACAAAGGAAGUUCCUUCCAUCGUAUAAUCAAAGAUUUCAUGAUUCAGGGAGGAGACUUUACUGAAGGAAAUGGAACUGGUGGAAAAAGUAUCUAUGGCUCUAGUUUUAAAGAUGAGAGUUUUGCAUUGAAGCAUAUUGGUCCUGGAGUUUUGAGCAUGGCAAAUGCUGGUCCUAAUACCAAUGGUAGUCAAUUUUUCAUUUGCACUGUAAAGACUCCGUGGCUAGAUGAUCGCCAUGUUGUAUUUGGACAUGUCAUCGAUGGAAUGGAUGUCGUGAAGACACUUGAAUCACAGGAGACAAGCAGGUUAGAUAUCCCUCGGAAGCCUUGCAGAAUUGUUAAUUGUGGAGAACUGCCUAAUGAUGGUUGAUCCUUCUGCAGCAGUACAUCUCUUUUUUUGUAAUUUUCAGUUCAAUUUUUUCAAUCUUAUAUUUGCCCCCUAUUAAUCAUGUUAAUUCGUUUGAAUUAUCAUUUGUCAUUGCUGAAUUGGUUUACAUUUGAAGACACAGCAGAGAUACAACACUCGCAUUUUGUAUUACUAGACUCAAUACUAAGGUUGCGUUUGGAUGACAGCUUACUUAAGUACUUAUCUAAUAAUUCCUUCAACAUAAGG
This is a messenger RNA of Abrus precatorius (Indian licorice), 1111 nucleotides long. RefSeq names its product peptidyl-prolyl cis-trans isomerase, chloroplastic. The record is from RefSeq and is a predicted model, not a curated record. Gene Ontology annotation, biological process: protein peptidyl-prolyl isomerization; protein folding. The transcript has 7 exons. Bases 80 to 868 code for a protein of 262 amino acids. Gene Ontology annotation, molecular function: peptidyl-prolyl cis-trans isomerase activity. NCBI's taxonomy places the organism in Eukaryota, Viridiplantae, Streptophyta, Magnoliopsida, Fabales, Fabaceae.